Molecule: messenger RNA, 1245 nt
Organism: Ilex paraguariensis (yerba mate)
Lineage: Eukaryota; Viridiplantae; Streptophyta; Magnoliopsida; Aquifoliales; Aquifoliaceae
Source: the annotation of a GenBank genome assembly
AUGAUUGUAGGGCUUGAACUGCUUGAGAUGGAUUUUACCAGGAAAUUAAGCUUUCUUGUUUUUCUAUUGUGUGUUCUGAUUUCCCUCAAGAACCAAAAUGCUGAAACCAAGAAGGGUUCGCAAGCUGUGAGUUGGUCUCCAUAUGAUGCGCCUUCGAUUUUUGCUGAUCCAUCACCAUCUUGGCCGAUGUUCUUGUCGACCAAGUUGGAGAAGAAGGUCGAAGAACCUGAUAAUCUCGGAUCUCUCAGAUACGAUUACUACAAUGAAUCGUGCCCACAAGCUGAGCAAAUCAUCAGAACAACGGUUCAAGAACUGUACAAAUUGCGGCCCAAUGUUUCUGCUGCACUAUUGCGGCUGGUUUUCCAUGAUUGUUUCGUAGAGGGGUGUGAUGCCUCGGUUUUACUGGAUGCCGUUAAUGGAAUAGACAGUGAGAAAGAUUCACCACCGAAUGAAUCUUUGAAGGGUUUUGAUCUGAUCGACAUCAUCAAGUUGGAGCUUGAAGAAGCAUGCCCUGGAGUGGUUUCUUGUGCUGAUAUUGUUGUUUUGGCCGCAAGAGAAAGUGUUGUUUUGGCUGGUGGCCCAUUCUACCCAUUGCAUACUGGUAGGAGAGACAGUACUGUUUCUUUCUCAGAAGUGGCAGCUUACGAGCUUCCUAGCCCCCAGGACGAUCUCUACAAGACUAUUGCAUCAUUUGCAUCAAGGGGGUUCAAUGGAAGAGAGACAGUUGCUCUCUUAGGUGCCCACAGCACUGGGAUGAUCCACUGCAAAUUCUUCCUCAACCGACUCUAUAACUUUGCCGGGACUGAUGAGCCUGACCCAUCUAUGGAUACUGAAUUCCUCGCCCUCCUGAGAUCAAGAUGCAACAAUAGUCAUGCCUCAUCAUCCCCAUCAUCAUCUCCAUCAUCAUCAUCGUCACCAUCACUAUCACCGUCACCAUCAUCAGUUAUCGAUAGUUUUUCACCGUCUUCCUUGCCACUAGAGACAGGAAUGAAGAUGGACUACGAGGGGCCAGGAUUAGGUUUUGGUACCCUUUACUAUCAGAGUCUUCUGCAGGGUAGGGGAAUACUGUAUGUUGAUCAGCAGCUAACAGCAGGGGAAGAAACAGAGAAUUGGGUCAGAGCAUAUGCCUCAGAUGUUUCCUUGUUCCGACGUGACUUUGCUCUUGCCAUGAUGAAGCUUUCCAAUCUCCAAGUAUUGACUGAACCAAGGGGCCAGGUUCGGCUCAAUUGUAGACUAGUGAUUUGA